Messenger RNA from Mus musculus (house mouse), 1175 nucleotides. RefSeq names its product olfactory receptor family 8 subfamily B member 3 (gene Or8b3). Lineage: Eukaryota; Metazoa; Chordata; Mammalia; Rodentia; Muridae. The transcript has 2 exons. Gene Ontology annotation, biological process: detection of chemical stimulus involved in sensory perception of smell; G protein-coupled receptor signaling pathway. Bases 222 to 1175 code for a protein of 317 amino acids. Gene Ontology annotation, molecular function: G protein-coupled receptor activity; olfactory receptor activity. The record is from RefSeq and is marked validated. Gene Ontology annotation, cellular component: membrane; plasma membrane.
AUUUUUCUUCACCAAUUUUGAGAAAAUGACUAUUUAGAAGUAUUAUUCAUAUCUCAGAGUGAGUCUCAAAUCAUGAGACCUGUGGUAUGACACUUUUACCACAUAGGAUUUUGUGAUGACAUCUGGCCAUUUUUAAUUGGUAUUUGAUGCCAAUUCUGUGUUCUGGAUAGUGGAAGUGAGGUAUAUAGAAAGGGCUGUUCAAAAACAAGAAAAGAUUUUCAAUGAUAAGCAUGCUGGCUGGAAAUGGCUCUUCUGUGACAGAAUUUGUCCUUGCUGGUUUGACAGAUCGUCCAGAGCUCCAGCUGCCUCUCUUUUACCUGUUUCUAAUAAUCUACAUAAUCACAGUGGUGGGAAACUUGGGCUUGAUCAUCCUGAUUGGCCUCAAUCCUCACCUGCACACCCCCAUGUACUAUUUCCUCUUCAACCUCUCCUUCAUUGAUCUCUGUUACUCUUCUGUCUUCAGCCCCAAAAUGCUGAUUAACUUUGUCUCUGAGAAGAAUUCCAUCUCCUAUGCGGGGUGCAUGACUCAACUGUUUCUCUUUCUCUUUUUUGUCAUCUCUGAAUGCUACAUGUUGACCUCAAUGGCCUAUGAUCGCUAUGUGGCCAUCUGUAAUCCACUAUUGUAUAAGGUCACCAUGUCCCCUCAGAUCUGUUCUGUGAUAUCUUUUGCUGCGUAUGGGAUGGGAUUUGCUGGAUCCUCUGCCCACACAGGCUGUAUGCUCAGACUGACCUUCUGCAAUGUCAAUGUCAUCAACCAUUACUUAUGUGACAUUCUUCCUCUCCUUCAACUUUCCUGCACCAGUACCUAUGUCAAUGAGGUUGUGGUUCUCAUAGUUGUGGGUAUUAACAUCACAGUUCCAAGCUUCACCAUCCUCAUUUCCUAUGUUUUCAUCCUUGCCAACAUUCUAAACAUCAAAUCCACACAAGGAAGAGCAAAAGCCUUCAGCACCUGUAGCUCUCACAUCAUGGCAAUUUCUCUUUUCUUUGGAUCAGCUGCAUUUAUGUAUCUUAAAUAUUCUUCUGGAUCUAUGGAACAAGGAAAGAUAUCUUCAGUUUUCUACACUAAUGUUGGUCCCAUGCUCAACCCUCUGAUUUACAGUUUGAGGAAUAAGGAUGUCAAGGUGGCAUUAAGGAAAUCAUUGAUUAAGUUCAGAGAAAAGACAGAUUUUAAUUAG